AGAGAUUUUGCGAUGCGAUGACAGAGUUUUGUGAUACAUUUUUACUUUGGAAGUAGUUUACAAUUUUAUUAAUUGUUGGUCAUUUUUUAUAACACAAUAUUGUCAUGAAAUCGUUUUGUGAGAGAUGAGUGUCUUCGGAGAUUUUCAGCGCGUUUGGGUGCAACGAUUUCCAGAGAGUGCUUUGCCAGCCGCUUGGGAGGAAGAUGUCAGGGCCAAUUUGGCUAAACACAAACAGAAAGUAGCUGUACUUAGAGAGGAGUUAGAGAAAGAGGAGUUUUAUGUGGAGUACUUAGAGACACUAUUAUCAGAUGUUGAGAAACACAAGGCUGCUUCACAAAGCAAUAAGACGACUCCACCCUCAGGGGCUGACGUGAACGAUGAUGAUAAGCCGUCCGAUAGUAAACAGGGUUCCAAUACCAACUCACUAUCCAAGAAGAGCGAAGCGAGCCUCAGCAGUACUAACGAGGAUGCGACGACGGAAACGGCCGAGUGCGAGGAGGUGCUCCUGCGCACCAAACCCGUCCACCUGGGCGAGCGGAGCUCGGUGAACCAGUGCAUCAACGAGCUAUCGUCCAACCUCGCCGCAGAGGCUCGCCGUCGCUGCAACAGCGAAAUUGUGCAGAGGACAGAGAACCGGCAAGAUAGUAAUGUAGCAGCAGAUACAAGUCCUAAUCAAGCUAAAAACCGUCCAACAUCACAAACUGGUGAUUUUGUAACAGUCAUCGAAGUUAAUGGUCUGAAAUUAGCAGAGAAUGCGUCUAAGAAAGCGGAGGAGUCCCCGCAGUCAGAAAGUAGUCCCGUCGAUCCUGUAGGAGCCGCCAAGAAGAAAGUACCACCCAAGCCCCCACCAAAAGUGUUCAACAAGCGCGGAGUGUCGCUCCCGGAGACUGGCCUGGUGGACGACAGCCCGCCGUCGUCACUGGGCCGUAGAAUCCGCAACGCGGAGUCACGCGAGUCCAUCGCUAGUCGGGCGUCAACGCCCUCUAUCAGCGAAAGAGUCAAAAGCUACGAGUCUAUCAAUUCACUAUCGUCGGAACGCAAGCGAUCUGGCGGCGCGGCGACUCCCCGGUCAAUUGAUGAAGAAGUGACGUCCACCACACCGGACAUUCCUGAAGGCACGGACGCGGAUAAGUCGGCACCUAUAUCCCUCGAGAGUAUACCCGCCGCCGUGCACAUAUCGGAAGACGAACCUUACUAUGAUCAAGUGCCAGUUGAUAUUAACGAUGGCGAAUAUGUGUAUAUCCAAGCAGGCGGCACGGGGUGCACCGGGUCCAGCGCGGAGGAGGGGUCGAGCGGCGCGAGCACGCUGGCGCUGCCGGCCGCGCUCGGCGCGCACGCCGCGCCGUCCGCGCCCGCCGCGCCCGCCGCGCCCACCGCGCCGCGCGCGCCCGACUCGCCGCCCUGCGCCGUCGCGCCCAACUACGUCAACAUACACUACUUCAUACAACAAGGAGGUGAGGGCACGGAGCCAAGUGAAUCGGGAACAGAGCUAGGAGAUUCGAGUGACACGCCGCUUCUCCUCAGAACAAUAUCGUCCGACACCGACACUAGCGCCACGCCGCCCACUAUCAGGAAAUUACAGACUCAGGAGCCGAAUUCCAGCAACAAUGCGGAGGCCGAGCGCCUUAUGAUGCAUCGGUGUAUCAUCACCAGUAUCAUUGAGAGCGAAACUGUUUAUGUGGAAUGUCUUUAUGUAAUGGAAAAGUAUAUGAACGCAAUAAAAGCAACACUAUCGACAUCCCAACCAGUCAUAACGGAAGAAGAGUUCAGUACUAUAUUCUACAAGAUAUCCGAGCUUCAUGAACUGCACAAGAACUUCCUCGAAGGGCUCAAAAACGCUGUCGCCAGUUGGGAGGAACCGCUGUCUGUUGGCAUACAUUUCAAGAAAAUGGCGGAGAACAUAAAUAUAUACGGCGCGUUCCUGCACAACUACGGCCGCGCGACGGACGCGGUGCGGCGCCGCUGCGGCACGUCGCAGAGCUUCGCGCACCUCACGCGGCAGAUCUCGUGCCACGGGCAGCCCAUGUCGCUCGACGACUUGCUGCACAAGCCCGUCGCGCGCGUGCAGAAGAACGCGCUCGUGCUGCACGAUCUAAUAAAGUAUACACCGGCGAGUCAUCCUGACCACGCGAUGCUAACCGACGCCCUCAACAUGACGCAACACUUUUUGGAUGAAUUUAAUAUUAUACAGACAAAGUCCAUGUUUCCGAAUGCGGAUCGCGCUCAAAGAAGACUCGUAAAAAACUCGUUUAUCGUGGAGCUAUCAGAUGGGCAUAGGAAAUUAAGGCAUCUAUUUCUUUUCAACGAUGUUAUCGCUUGUGCUAAAUAUAAGGCGUCGGGGCGAGACAAGUUCACGUUCGAGCUGAAGUGGUUUAUCCCGCUGCCGGACAUCGUGGUGGUGGAGGAGGACAGCGCAGGCGCAGGCGCGGCCGACGCGCGCGAGACCUCGCCCGCCAACAUCGUCGCGCUCAAGUCGCAGGCCUCCACCGUGCGCGACCAGAUACUCGCCGAGGAGAGGGCCGCCAGCGACGACAAGAAAAAGCUUCUUGGCGGUCGCGGCGCGGCGGAGAAGCAGCGCAAGAAGCUGGCGGAGCUGGAGGGGCAGCUGGUGCUCGCGUCGCCCAACCUCAUGUUCCGCGUGGGCGCGCGCGCGCCCGGCGGCUCCACCGCGCUGCAGCGACAACACAUCUUCUUCCUCUCCUCCGAGUACGAGCGCACGCAGUGGAUCGACUCCAUACACGCGCUGCAGGCGUCGUCAGCGCCGCCGGCUGGUUCGAAUACAAUAUCAAUGUUGGAGCUGCAAGCGUGGGUGACGGCGUGCCGCAGCUACCUGCAGACGGACAUGGGCUCGUACCUGCUUCGCAGCGGCCGCGAUGACUCGCUGCUGCUCGGCGACCUGCAGCUGCACAUCGGCGGCAUGACUGCGCCGCUCGACACUGCCGCAGAUUACUACAUAGUGGUAGAGGUGGACUCGUACGGACACUAUUUUCGCAAGGCGAAGUCGAAGCUGGUGUGUCGCAGUGCACAGCCGCGUUGGAACGAGAGCUUCACGCUCGACCUGGAGGGUUCGCAGAACCUGCGUCUCUUGCUAUACGAGGACGCCGCACGUCCCGUGCUGCGCGGCAAGUGCGCCAUCAAGCUGUCUCGCGAAUGGGUGUCGGAGAGCGCGAGCGGUGGCGUAGGUCGCACGGUGCUGCUGGGCGGCGGUUCGCUGCCGCUGCGCCUGCGCCUGCUGCCACCCGAGCGGUCCGCGCGCCGCGUGCCCAACGCCAAGCCCGGUGUGCUCUUCGGCGCCAAGAUCACGCACGUCGCCAAGCGCGAGAAACGUAACAUUCCUUUUAUAAUAAGCGCAUGCGUGCGCGAAGUGGAGCGACGAGGAAUACACGAGGUGGGCAUUUACCGCGUGUCCGGCAGCGCGUCCGAUCUCAACCGGCUCAAGAAGAGUUUUGAAACUAACGCUUAUGAAGCUGAGCAGUUACUAAAAGAAGUGGACAUACAUUCUGUUACGGGCGUGCUGAAGCUGUAUUUGCGAGAGUUGCCUGAAGCGUUGUUCACCGACGCUCUGUACCCCGAAUUGCUUCGAGCAUGGGGCUCUACUCAAGGCGCUGGCACGUCUGUGGACUCUGGGCCCGCGCAUACUAGACGACAUGCGCUGCUAAAAUGUUACGCGCAACUACCCGAUCUAAACAAAAACUGCAUCGACUUCCUACUCAACCAUUUUGUCAAGGUGAACCAACACGAAGGUGAGAACAAAAUGUCUCUGCACAAUCUGGCGACGGUGUUCGGUCCCACGCUACUGCGGCCGGCGAGUGCGGGCGCCAGCUCCAAGCAGCGCACGGACCUACUGGCGGCGGGCACGGUGGACGCCAUGGCGCAGGCCGGCAUCCUCUACUGCCUGCUGCAGCAGCGUCAGCUCGCCGCGCAGCUCUCCUCGCACCACCGCGCGCCUGCGCUCUGAGACUAACCACUAAACAUUUACGUAUUCACUACACAAAUAUUUACAACCACUGAUGUAUCCAAUAUUUGUCUCAUGGAAAUCCAGCUCUGAGCUCUUCGACUUUCGAUAUCCAGCGAAAAUUGUUUUUUGCCGCAUUUGUAACUUGGCAUACUUUUUCCGUAAGCUGAGGUCGAUCCAAAGUAACUGCUGUUCGCCACUUAUAAAUUUAACCUUCUACUUUGGCGUGAGAUCACUAGAAUAAGAACAGUAUGUCAGACUAGGUACCUUAACGCAACAUCUUUCUAAUGCUUAGACCGUGAUGUGACAAAGUUUCGAUCUCAACAAAAAAUAUUGCAUUUAAAGCUGGAGACGAGAGCUGGGGUCUGGGAUAACUAAUGUAAUAAAAUCUCGUAUGGAAAUUAUCAGUCUUACUUAUAAAAAUUUUGCAAAUCUAUGCUCAGUUAAAACACAAAUUUACUCAAUCAGCUGUAAGUCUAAACCCGCCAUCUUGACUCUUAAUAAGGUUUAACUGAUGUUUAAGGUGAUGUUUUUGACAGCUAUUUAAGCAAUUCUUAAACAUCUCUUCACGCUAAAACAAGUUUAUAAGUAAGACAAUGUAUGUCGUGCCCAACAUCUAGGGUCUUAACACUAGACCAUAAGGGAUUUUAGUACAAUCGCACAUUUCAUUCUUUAACGGUUUUUUUUCAUGUAGACAAGCCUUUUAUUUUUUUUAGAAAAUUUAUGUGACCAGAAUCUUCCCAGCUCAAGAAUUAUUGUAUUUAAGUUGCUAAUUUAUCCCUAACAAAAUACGGACUCUGCUUGAGCACUAUACUGUAGUGGUCUGCAUUUCAAACCAAUAAGAUUUAUUUAAAUUUCAUACUGAUCUGUGUAGCCGGCCACGCCCAUGAGCAUGGGCCCCACUGGUCCAACAUGGAUUUGUUUAUCUUUCUCGUUGCUUCCUUUGUUUGCUUCGUAUUAACCCAAUUUUAUACCAAAAUGAACCAUGGACACUUAUUCACGAAGAUUUUUUUAAUUGCAUUGGCCUAUGAGGGAUUGCAAAAAAUAUAUUUUUAAUGCUAAUACAUGUAAUAUGAUGAAGAGUUGUGAUGUCUAUACACAAAAUAAAAUAUUAAUUUGUAAGGUAAGAUGGUCUUGAAAUAGACAAAUUCGCCUAAAGUGUAGUAAAACUGAUAAUAGAAGAAAGGAAAGGUAACUUUCAAUGUAUACUCACAUAAGUGGGCUACAUGACACUGUAUUGUAAUUAAAUAAAUAAUUUUAUGAUAAUAUUAUGCUGUUUAAAUAGUCACAUGUGUCAAUGGUUUUCAGUUAUUAUGUCGUGAAGCGAAUCAAUCCAAUAUCUUACAUUCCAUUAUAUAACAAACAGACUGAUUGUAGAAAUAUCAUUUAGCUGAUACAUAAUAUAUCAUAACAUAAUUAAGCAUGUAAUAACAUCAAACUAUUCACUUGGAGCCAUGCCAUUGCUUGUUGCUAUACAUAUUGUAUGUUUACACAAAAUUGUACCUUUAGAUUGUUAAAACAUUAUUAUUAAAAAUUGGGUAUUGACUAAUAAAGGGAAGCGAAAUUAUUAAAUUGAGUAUUUUGAUGUGGGACCGAAACUAAGAUUUAUAAAUUGAUGGUAAUAAAAAUUAUUAGCAUAUAUUGGAGCAGACUGAUAAUAUAUUGUUUGGGCAAUAAGGUAUUUACAUAAUAUUUCCUGUUUAUGUAGAAUGAAGUCUCUUUUUGCCAUAGAAACAACUGGACCGAUUUUGUUUGGAAAAAAGGAAGUUAUACCAAGUACUAAUGUCGAAAAUAAAAUUACCUAUUCUAGUUAUACAAUCACAUAGGUGUUUUAUUGAGGCAUUGGUCUAAACACUGAUCACUUUGUAAUAUAAAAGUAACCAUUCAUGAUUAAGGGUUGCUUGGUAAUAACGCUCUUCAGUGACGAUUUUAUAUGACUCCCUUGUGAAUCAGCGCGUUAUGUAAACGAUUGUAACAUUGCGAUUUAAGUUGUUUAAAAAGAAAGGAUGUGACCAACUUCGUCUACUUUGCAGCAUUGUAUAUGCUAGUCGUGUGUAUUAUUUUAAUAGCUUUAUAUUGUAUUGUAUUGCAGCACCAACAUAAUUAUAAAAAGUAUAUUUCAAACAGUAGAUGGCUGUCACAUUAACGAUUUUAGAAAACCGUAAAAUUGAUAUAACUUAAGUAUUUUAUGUUUUACAAAUAGACUUAAAUGGUGUUAUAUUAGUACUUAACAAUAAAUGUUUACCAAAAAUAAAAAUUAUUAGAACAAAGUUAAUUUCAUAUUAUAAUUUUGUGUUGAUUUUGUUAAAAGACAAUUAGUUAACAAUGAUUUAUAUUGUUAUAUAAUAUUAAAGAUCUAGAUAAGAAGCAGUCUUACAACUCCAGAUUAUUAUUUUUAUCGCCAAAGACCACUAUUAUUUUAAAAUUAUAUUUUCAAGUUUUGGUUGAUGGUAGUUGAACUAAUUGAUUCAGAUAAUAAACACAAUUCCAUAUGCUGAUUACAUAAUAUAAAAUAAUUAAAUAAAGUAAUAUAUUUAUAUUACAUUCAGAUUAAAUGAAGUGUCUCUAUGUGAGAGAUAGUUUAGACUAGAAGUAAAACUUUAUCAUAAUUAAUGAAAGUGUAAUGGUAGACAUGGCAAGUAUUGUGUUUUCUAUAAAACUAAGUGUCAAUGAAAAUAUUUACAGUAUUUAUAAUUUGUAAAGUUUUGAUACAUCACAAUACAGAAGUAUUAAAAGAUUACUAUGUUUAAUUUAUCCAUUUUAUAUUAAGAGUAAAUACCAAUUAGACUGAAGUUUUAUACCUGUGUUUGCUGUUGCCAAAUUAAGGUUGCCAAUUACUUUCAAAAUAGUUUUAUAGUGGCAUUAACUUACUUUCACAUUAGCAUAAUCAGUACAGCAGUGUUGAUGGUUGUGUGAAAUAUAAACAAGGGCUUUUUUCACAUAUAGCACUUUAUUUCAGUGAUUAUAUUUAAUUUAGAGUCACAAUUUGUAGCUUUUAGGUUUAUAUUGUCCUUGUAUUAGGAACACAUAUUGUGAAAAAGGCUCUAAUUCAUGUUACCCUGUAGGAUGCAAAA
Molecule: messenger RNA, 7029 nt
Organism: Manduca sexta (tobacco hornworm)
Lineage: Eukaryota; Metazoa; Arthropoda; Insecta; Lepidoptera; Sphingidae
Gene: RhoGAP1A
Product: active breakpoint cluster region-related protein
Exons: 21
Coding region: 125-3958 (1277 amino acids)
Biological process (GO): protein phosphorylation; positive regulation of GTPase activity; intracellular signal transduction
Cellular component (GO): membrane
Molecular function (GO): GTPase activator activity; guanyl-nucleotide exchange factor activity; protein serine/threonine kinase activity
Source: RefSeq, a predicted model, not a curated record